CUUCCUUUGUCCCCAAAUCAUCAGUCACCAAGUCACACAACCUCUGAACCCAAAAAAUCAACGUCUCAAGAAUUUUCUGAAUCAAGAAUCCCACAAUGGCUCCAACUAACUCUUUCCUUCUCGGCCCUCCAGAGAUCUACCGACCGUCGCCUUCCGCCGCCGCUGCCUCCUCGGCAACCACCACCAAGAGCGGCGACCCAUUCAUGGACCUUAUGGUGGCCAAUUUCAACAACGAAUCACCCUCACGGAGCCGCCCUCCCAUGGGCUACACCGAGAACAUGUCAGCCACCUACCUCUCCACCGGCAACCCUUGCCUCGAUUUCUUCUUCCACGUCGUCCCCGGCACUCCGGCCCACAGCCUCACCGGACGCCUACAAUCUGCCUGGGACCACAACCCCUUGACGGCCCUAAAACUCGUCUGCAACUUGCGAGGGGUUCGUGGCACCGGAAAAUCGGACAAGGAAGGAUACUACUCGGCGGCUCUCUGGAUUCACAAUCACCAUCCCAAAACCCUAGCCUGCAAUGUCGGCUCACUCGCCGAUUUUGGUUAUUUCAAGGACCUGCCGGAGAUUCUCUACCGCCUUCUUGAAGGGUCCGAUGUUCGCCAAAAAGCCAAGGCAGAGUGGUUGAGUCGUAAAGGCGUGAAGCGACGAAACGUGCGGUCGCCGACGUAUCUGAGGCACCGAGGUGGAAGAAGAGGAGUAGUAUUCGAUCACAACAAGAAAGUGAAACAUAAAAGAUCGAAUAAAUCAAAAUCCUCGAGGGAGGCUAGGGUUUUGGCGGAGAUGAAGAGGGCGGAGAUUGAGCAGGAGAAGGCGAGAAAUUCGAGGGAAGAGAAGAGGAUCGCCAUGGCCAAGAAGGUCGUCGAACGUUACAGUCGCGACCCGGAUUACCGCUUCCUUUACGACCGCGUCUCUGAUCUCUUCGCCGAUCUUCUCAAAUCCGAUCUUCUGUCCUUGAAUUCAGGCGAAUCAAAGAAGAUCAGUCUUGCCGCGAAAUGGUGUCCUUCGCUCGACUCUUCAUUCGAUCGGAACACUCUGAUCUGCGAGAGCAUUGCCAGAAAAGUUUUCCCACGCGAAUCGCAUCCGGAAUACGAAGGCAUCGAAGACGCACACUAUGCGUAUAGGGUUCGUGAUCGUCUGCGAAAGGAAAUCCUGGUGCCGCUGCGCAAAGCCCUAGAGUUGCCGGAGGUUUACAUCGGAGCCAACCAGUGGAAUAUGCUCAAAUACAACCGUGUCGCCUCCGUCGCCAUGAAAAACUACAAAGAGAAAUUCCUUAAGCAUGACAAAGAUAGGUUCGAAGCGUACCUCGAGAAGGUGAAAUCCGGGAAGGCGACGAUUGCAGCCGGAGCUCUGUUGCCCCACGAGAUCAUAGAAUCGCUGAACGAUGGAGAUGGUGGCCAAGUGGCAGAGCUGCAAUGGAAGAGAAUGGUGGAAGACCUUUCCAAGAAAGGAAAAUUGAAGAAUUGUCUGGCAAUCUGUGAUGUGUCAGGAAGUAUGAGUGGUACUCCCAUGGAAGUCUCGGUUGCACUCGGCGUGUUAGUAUCAGAAUUGAGCGAAGAGCCGUGGAAGGGGAAGCUCAUUACAUUCAGCGCCAACCCAAAGCUUCAGAUGGUUGAAGGCGAAGAUUUGAGAUCGAAAACAAAUUUUGUGAGGAGGAUGGAAUGGGGGAUGAAUACUAAUUUUCAGAAGGUGUUUGAUUUGAUUCUGCAAGUGGCUGUGAAUGGGAAUUUGAGCCAAGACCAGAUGAUCAAGCGAGUAUUUGUGUUCUCUGACAUGGAGUUUGAUCAGGCUUCAUCUAAUCCUUGGAAGACGGACUACCAGGUGAUAACAAAUAAGUUUACACAGAAAGGGUAUGGCUUGUCGGUGCCGGAGAUUGUGUUUUGGAACUUGAGGGAUUCGAGGGCGACUCCAGUGCCUGCGGAUCAGAAAGGGGUGGCACUUGUUAGUGGGUACUCGAAGAACUUGAUGACAUUGUUCUUGGAGGACAGUGGAGCUUUAAAUCCUGAGGCUGUCAUGGAAGCUGCCAUCUCUGGUGAAGAGUAUAAGAAGCUGGUUGUGCUAGAUUGAUCAUAUUCUGUACAUGACUGAACAGUGAACAUGUAGGAGUAAAUGGUUUUUUAGUUUUUUUCUGCUUUUUAAUAAAGUCUUUUUGGUGAUGAAUGAGAAAAAUAUAUAAAACUUUGGUUUCAAA
Messenger RNA from Cornus florida, 2193 nucleotides. RefSeq lists its product as uncharacterized. Bases 96 to 2069 code for a protein of 657 amino acids. The record is from RefSeq and is a predicted model, not a curated record. The transcript has a single exon. Lineage: Eukaryota; Viridiplantae; Streptophyta; Magnoliopsida; Cornales; Cornaceae.